Malaya genurostris is the source of this 889-nucleotide messenger RNA. RefSeq names its product histone-arginine methyltransferase METTL23. Gene Ontology annotation, cellular component: cytoplasm; nucleus. The coding region runs from base 30 to 740 and encodes 236 amino acids. The transcript has 2 exons. NCBI's taxonomy places the organism in Eukaryota, Metazoa, Arthropoda, Insecta, Diptera, Culicidae. The record is from RefSeq and is a predicted model, not a curated record.
ACGAAAUUGGUGUGAUCAUUCCGUCAAAAAUGACAAGAUUCACUCAAAUGGAAAGCAAUGGCGAGCAGAUAAAAACGUUUAGUUUUGCUAGUAAAAAAAGACAAGACUCAACAGAAAGCAGUGAGAAAUUAGACAUACUAAUUCCGGAGCUACUGCUUCCUGGUUACUCAUUUUACACCUGGCCAUCGGCACAGAUUUUGGCGUGGUUUCUGUGGGAAAGGCGGCUUUCCCUAUUGAACAAACGAAUACUUGAACUGGGAGCUGGAACUUCUCUACCCGGUAUACUUGCUGCCAAAUGUGGUGCUCACGUAACACUAAGCGAUUGUAGUACCUUGCCCAAAACGCUUCAGCACAUACAACGGUGCUGUCGAUUGAAUAAUCUCGUUCCGGAGAAAGACAUUCAAGUUGUUGGAUUGACCUGGGGAUUGUUUUUGGAUCGGAUAUUCCAGCUCGGACCUAUCGAUUUGAUUAUCGGAUCAGACGUUUUCUACGAUCCAUCCGUUUUCGAAGAUAUUUUGGUAACGGUGUCUUUUUUGCUGGACGCCAACACCGCUGCCAAAUUUCUUUUCACCUACCAGGAGCGUAGUGCUGAUUGGUGCAUCGAAACACUCUUGAAGAAGUGGGGACUAACCUGCAAUGUGAUUAGCUUGGAUAAUUUAAGUGCUGACCUUGGAAUUGAACCGCAAGAGUUGAUGGGCAACCACACCAUUCACCUAUUGGAAGUAACCCGACGAACCUAAAUUUAAGUGAAAAUCUUUAGUUUGUUAAGUUUACAGUAAUGUCUACUCCCACCGUAAACGCGGUCGCACGCGGUGUGCAGAAACUUUUUAUCGGCAAUAUACCUUGGACUGUCAGUUCCCGAGAGUUGCAGAUAUAUUUUUCCAAGUUU